AUGUUAAUGGCUACCCGAAUUUCCAAGCUUCCAUGUCAAGAAAGAUUGACCCUUGUGUACGUGAGACAAUUGCGUGAGCUUACACUCGGGAGCCUCUGGUAUUUGAGAUUUGCUCAGACCAAUGCACUGGAAUCUCAAGGCCACUGCUGCGCUUUUUCUUCCCACCAUGGCGCUUCAUUGCGUGGUACGCAUCGGGAGCACAUCUCCGCUGCGCAAUCGUUCCGUUCGUGCCGAUUAGCUUGCGGAUCCAUCGCGGAUCCUACCACAACCAUCCUCUUGGUUGUCGGGCAAUCCGAGGAGGAGGCAUAUAAGACUUGGCGUGCUGUGAUACAAGCCGCAAUGCAGGGGCAAGGGAUGAGAUGUAUAGAACCAGGAUGGUGGGACCAACACCUGCACGGCUACAUUAGAAGAGCGUUGGUCGCCUGCUCGUUGGGGAAGCCGAGCUCAGCGAGGCCGUAA
This is a messenger RNA of Ascochyta rabiei, 459 nucleotides long. RefSeq lists its product as uncharacterized. Lineage: Eukaryota; Fungi; Ascomycota; Dothideomycetes; Pleosporales; Didymellaceae. The transcript has a single exon. The coding region runs from base 1 to 459 and encodes 152 amino acids. The record is from RefSeq and is a predicted model, not a curated record.